CUAACGCCUGUAAUCCCAGCACUUUGGGAGGCUGAGGUAGGCGGAUCACUUGAGGUCAGGAGUUCGAGACCAGCCUGGCCAAUAUGGUGAAACCCUAUCUCAACUAAAAGAAAAUACAAAAAUUAGCCAGGCGUGGUGACAUGUACCUGUAACCACAGCUGCUUGGGAGGCUGAGGCACAAGAAUUGCUUGAACCUGAGAGGCAGAGGUUGCAGUGAGCCAAGGUCCUGCUGCUACACUUCAGCCUGGGUGACAGAAUGAGACUCUUUCCAAAAAAAAAAGAUAAAAUGUAAAAUUGAAUUCUUCCCUCAUAGGGCCUCCCUUCUCAUACUUGGCAGCCAGGUGGGGCUCCGGCAACUGUCAGGGCCUAGAACAUUCCACCAUUGCAGAAGCUUCACUGGUCAGCCAACUUUUGCGUCCCUGGGGUGGGAGGACGGCAGGCCUCUGACGUACAGAGCCUGACCUUUCACCAUCUGGGGUAGGAGGAAGGCAGAAACGCCCACCCCAGGGAGAGUGAUGAAUCCAUGAGCCAAGUGCUGGGGAAGCCGGUGGUUUACACACCAGCACUAACUGAGCAGUUACUGUAUGCCUGCACUUGUGAACAACUUGAAUUCUCAUUAAUGCUCAUGCUAUUUCCCGGGCUAACUCCCAAGGGAGGAGUUCCGACUGUCCCCUUUGUGCAGAUGAGGAAACCGAGGCCCAGUGGAUCGCAGUGUGGGGUGGGGUCUGACGAGACCCCCAGACCUGCAUUGCAACGGCCUCCAGGGAUUAAGAGGAGCAAUGCCGUGACUUCGACAAGGCACCAUCCUCUGCCUUUGCUUUUACAGUAACGUGCACCAGAAGCAGCUGAGGUCCCGCCCGGGCACUCGGCGGAGAGGCUGCUCCGGGUGGGAGGGAGCCCUGCCCGGCAUGCCACGUGCCACAUGCACAGUGUGGAGAAUUCGAGGAGUGGGUGUUGCCCUCGUGAUGAUGGCCGUGGGCACUGGGCUUUUUACCUGUAAGGUUGAGUGGGUACUGGGCUGUGGGGACAGUGCCUGAGGCGAUGCUGGUGACCCCACCAGCCCUGCAGGCAGGGUGGCCCCGGCUUCUCGUUACCCCCUGGGCCAUUCGGCUGACCUGCCAUGGAACUUCGGGGACAUUUAGAGCGAUCUCACGGCAGGAAGACAGAAUGUUCUGGGCGGGGGGCUCUGGCCCGGGCAUAGCUCUGCCCCGCCCUCCCGCCACCCAGCCGCCUGUGCGGGGCUCACAGGGGCUCACAGCGUAAAACCAGCAGCGCAUUUUGGGGAGCCGAGCGGGCUGUGCGCUUGGAACUGAAGGCUGUGCCAGGGGUGUGUGUCCUCGACAGCGGGAGCCCCAGCCCGUCCGGGAGGUGAGAGAGGCAAAGGCCUCCCAGGGUGUGGCUGGUUCCAGGGGCAGCCCCGGCCCACCCGGCAAGGGCAGGAGAACCAGGCCCCUACCGAUGCCCGGGCAAGAGGACGGGACCCACGCCAUGGUGUAGACUUCUCCCAGGCCUCCCUUCACCCCCCGCCUGCAGGGGUCAGUGAGGGCCCAGGUCGGUGCCUCAGCGUCAAAAAACUGAGAAGCAAAAGGGGCACUGGUGUAAGGGUUAUUGACCCAUAGAGGAACGAUGCCAAUUUAUUUAACUCCCGGAUGAGGUUCUGCGGACUCUGCAAAAGAGGCCGGAGAAGUCGCGCCUGACUCCUCUUGGGCGUGGGAUUUUAUAGAGAAUGAAGGCGUUUGAUUGGCUGUGGAGAAACAGGACGUGGACAGGGGCGAGCUGCAAUUGGUAGGUAGGCGGGAUUUCCGGCGAGCGGGCUGUCCUAUUGGGCAGGUUUUGGCGGGGUUUUCCAACGGCGGGCUAGGUGCCGAGUGCAGAUUCUGGUGACGUAGUUUUCACGCGCGGUGAGGGAUGGGCGUGUCCAAGCUCCGGGCUAGGCAGCCGGCCUUACAAUUGGCACCAGGGAGGCCACGCUGUCUCCCCACGUGACUCACUCCCCGCACAGCCUGGCCACGCCAGCUCACGGGACAUCCACGUGUGCGGGGGUAAGCCCCAGAGCAAAGCCUGCCCAGGCAGGGCCACUGGGGUUUUUGGGUUUCACGUGCACCGUCUCCUGGGGUCCCUCCGCACCCGUGGCCGAGGGCGUCGUGACCCCACACACUCGUCCGCAGGCGUGUGUUGUGUGCACUCAUGGCGCCGCUGGAAGAACCUUCAGCACUUCGGGGAAACCAUUGUCCAUUUGACACCCGGGGGUGCACCGUGAGCCGUCAGACCCGGAUUAUUCUCUAGCGUCCACACGGGCAACAGCGAGACGUCAAAGUGGCGGCUCCUCUGCAGAGUUCAAGCCCCAGUUGACAGGAAGGCUAAGGCCUCAGCGAUGCCGGACUCCCCAGCGGAGGUGAAGACCCAGCCUCGGUCCACACCCCCCAGCAUGCCACCCCCACCGCCUGCCACGUCCCAGGGAGCCACACGCCCCCCCUCCUUCACGCCACACACACAUCGAGAGGACGGGCCUGCAGCGCUGCCGCACGGCCGUUUUCAUGGCUGCUUAAAAUGGGCUAUGGUCUGUCUCUUGAUGAACAGCAGCAGCCCCUCACCAACAGCCGUCAACGGUGCUCCGUCCACACCCAACGGUUUCAGCAAUGGCCCGGCCACCUCGUCCACGGCCUCCCUGUCCACGCAGCACCUGCCCCCGGCCUGCGGGGCCCGGCAGCUCAGCAAGCUCAAGCGUUUCCUCACCACCCUGCAGCAGUUUGGCAGCGACAUCUCUCCAGAGAUCGGGGAGCGCGUGCGCACGCUGGUGCUGGGCCUGGUGAACUCGACGCUGACGAUCGAGGAGUUUCACUGCAAGCUUCAGGAGGCCACCAACUUCCCUCUGCGGCCGUUUGUCAUUCCUUUCCUGAAGGCAAACCUGCCCUUGCUACAGCGGGAGCUCCUGCACUGUGCCCGGCUGGCCAAGCAGACACCCGCCCAGUACCUGGCCCAGCACGAGCAGCUCCUGCUGGACGCCAGCGCCUCCUCCCCAGUUGACUCCUCAGAGCUGCUGCUGGAAGUCAACGAGAACGGCAAGAGGAGGAUGCCCGACAGGACCAAAGAGAAUGGGUCAGACCGUGACCCGCUGCACCCCGAGCACCUCAGCAAACGGCCAUGCACCCUGAACCCUGCCCAGCGCUACAGCCCCAGCAACGGGCCAGCACAGCCCACGCCGCCACCACACUACCGCCUGGAGGACAUGGCCGUGGCCCACCACUUCCGAGACCCCUACCGCCACCCAGAUCCCCAGGAGCUGCGGGAGCGCCAGCGGCCACUCGUGGUGCCUGGGUCCCGGCAGGAGGAAGUGAUCGACCACAAGCUCACAGAGCGUGAGUGGGCAGAAGAGUGGAAGCACCUCAACAACCUCCUGAACUGCAUCAUGGACAUGGUGGAGAAGACGCGGCGCUCACUCACGGUGCUGCGCCGGUGCCAGGAGGCUGACCGUGAGGAGCUCAACCACUGGGUGCGGCGCUACAGCGAUGCAGAGGACGUGAAGAAGGGCCCCACUCCCGCCACCACCCGGCCCCGCAGCAGCUCUGCCGGCCCUGAAGGGUCUCAGCUAGACAUCCCCCGGGAGUUCCUGCCGAGGACCCUCACCGGCUACAUGCCUGAGGACAUCUGGAGGAAGGCAGAAGAGGCGGUGAAUGAGGUGAAGCGCCAGGCCAUGUCAGAGCUGCAGAAAGCCGUGUCGGAUGCAGAGCGCAAAGCACACGAGCUCAUCACCACGGAGCGCGCCAAGAUGGAGCGGGCCCUGGCCGAGGCCAAGCGGCAGGCCUCCGAGGACGCGCUGACGGUGGUCAACCAGCAGGAGGACUCCAGCGAGAGCUGCUGGAACUGUGGGCGGAAGGCCAGCGAGACGUGCAGCGGCUGCAAUGCAGCGCGCUACUGCGGGUCCUUCUGCCAGCAUCGGGACUGGGAGAAGCACCACCACGUGUGCGGUCAGAGUCUGCAGGGCCCUGCGGCCGUGGUGGCCGACCCGGUGCCCGGACCGCCUGACACCGCCAACGGCCUGGGCCCCUCCCUGUCCAUGGGUGCUGCCAGCCCCAGUGAAGCCAGCUCUGCGGGGCCUUCUCGACCCGGCUCCCCCAGCCUGCCUGGCCCGCUGGACUCCGUGCCCCGCUGACCCGACUGGACCCCGACCUGCUGGACACGGUACCCUGCCAACACCACCCAGCUCUGGGCCCUCCAGAUGCCCGGCCCGCCAGAUGCUGCGCCCUGCCCGCCCCAGGGAGCCGACCAAUUAGAGUCAGUGCUGCUACCACGCCUCUCCAAAAGAAGACAGAACCAACAGAACCGCAUUCAGUGCACCUGCCUCAGCUACCUGAUGAUUCCACGCACAGACCUCCUGGCAGCCUCUCUCCUCAAGCAUCCUCAGAAGCCUCAAUGAGCUUUAGAUGGCAGAGUGGUGCCACAGGAGCGAUGGCCCUGCCUGCCUGUCUCUUUCUCUUCCUCUCCCCGCACCGUCUUCUCUAUCCUCUGCCCUCUCUCUCUGUGACUAUCACACACUUUCUCUUCAAUGACAAAUUCUAAUUGGUGGCUUACAGUUUCAGCAAAGCAUUUUGGGGGGGUUUGUUUGUUGGCAAAAGAGCUAGUCAGAAAUGGACAAAGAAAACUAUGGGGGUUCUCCCUCUCCUCAUUGAAAAGGGAGAAAGAAAACUGUGAUUUUUAUAGCGAGCCGGCUGGGCCCCUCCCCCAGGGGCCUGAGGCAGAUCCUGGAAGACGGAAGGAAGGAUUUCAGUUUCUGACUCAAGGAGCGUUACUGGUUUCAGAUUUUUUUUUCCGUGUAAUGUUAAACUCUUUGGCUUUAAGUAAAAAUCCAAAAAGUUUUUUAUAAAAGCAAAGGAAGCAUACUUGUGAACUACCUUGCCAGCUAGCCAGCCAAGGACACCGGACACACCUCUGCUCCAAAGGAGACCCAAAAACGUGAACACAAGAAAUCAAAAUCCAAACUCUGUCUGUAGCUGCCAGAGUACUUCCACUGUCUCCCUUGCUCUUGGGUUUGCCUGGAUGUGGGUCUUUUCUGUUUCGGGUUGGUUUGUGGGGUGUCGGGGUAUUGGGAUGUGGAGGGUUUGCGCCCAGUGAGAAGCGACUUCUGUUUCCUUCCGAGUAGGCGUCGGUACGUCCGCCGCGGGUGCACAAUCCGUGCGUGGGCGCUGCGGCCAGUGUCUCCGGGCAUGUCGGGAAGGACACGCUGUUUGUCCUCAUGCCCCCUGUGACUUUUCAUAUUUCCUUUUUCCACUUGUGAAAAAAAAGUGCUAACAUUUUCUUCCCAGAGAGAGCAUAAUUCUGAAACAAAACUGUGACAGUCCCUUGGGUUGUUGACUGCUUUUCCGGCAUGCGGAGACAGCAGGGCUCCCGAAGACGCCUCUUCUCGGCCAGCCCUUCCUCCUCUACCUCUCCUCUCCGCGCCUCCGCCGUGUCCCGGCCCCAUCGCCCCAACCCAUGUCUCUCUGCAGCUACUCCCCUUUCUUCCAAACUUUUGCAGAAAAACAAAACAAAAAAACUACAAACAAAAGCAGCCCUCCGCCUCCUCCCAGGAUAGACCCUGACUGUGGACACAGCCCUGGCGCUCCUGCCAGCCGCCCCUCAGAUGCAUCCGCCUCGGCCCUGGGAUGCGUCUCGGUGCCGUUUCUGUCAGACUCUCUCCCUCCCACACGCCAGCCCUGCCCACCCUCCCGCCUCUCCUCUCAUCUCCCCCAGCAAUUUCAAGGAGUAAGUAUAGGGAUAAGGAAAUUCACACUUGCACCGAGUACAAGGACAGACAGCAGGCGCGGCCCACGGCCUGGAGUCUCUGCGCGUGUCUCUAAGCAGUUCCAGGAACUCAGUGCAAUACGGGAGUGACCCAGCUACUGAACGGGGUGCGGAUGGCCCGAGAGGCCCGAAGCCGAGGGUGUAUGUAUAUAGUGAAUGUAUAUAGUCUUUGCAGAGGUCCAAAUGAUAUUCAUGAUGAAAAUACAGAAGAGAUGUUUGCCAAAUAAAGAGAAACUGGGAGUUUGCAAA
Messenger RNA from Callithrix jacchus (white-tufted-ear marmoset), 6030 nucleotides. RefSeq names its product CBFA2/RUNX1 partner transcriptional co-repressor 3 (gene CBFA2T3). The record is from RefSeq and is a predicted model, not a curated record. Gene Ontology annotation, molecular function: transcription corepressor activity. Lineage: Eukaryota; Metazoa; Chordata; Mammalia; Primates; Cebidae. Gene Ontology annotation, biological process: negative regulation of DNA-templated transcription; DNA-templated transcription. Gene Ontology annotation, cellular component: nucleus.